GAAGCAUCCUGGCUUCCGCAGUUCGAUGUGUAAUCAGACUCUUGCGCUCCAUUUCUUCCUUUCUUUCACGAUUUAUCGCGAUUUUUUUUUUUGGAUUAGGCAGCAAUCAGUUCUCUCUUCCCGGUGUCUCUGAGAAACAGGUGAUCCUGGUUAACAACGGUCAGUGUUUGGAUGCUGUUUCCUUGCCGGCGUUUGCAGGAUGAUAGGACCCGGCGAGCCUGAAUGAGAGCAUAACUUUACUUUGCAAGAGGAAAAACUUUCUAUUUUGGGGGGAAGGCGUUUUCACCAAAUCCCGUAGCGUCUAAAAGCAGAAGAAGUUGGUUUUAAAGCUGGACUUCUCCACUGGUUUUGGGAUCUGUGUGCGCGUGUCGAUUUCAAAGGCGGCUGCAUUUUUUUUUUUAAAGAAACGGUGGCCGGUUGGAAUAGACUUCUUAAAUGUUUGGGAUUCAAGAUACUUUAGGAAGAGGACCCAUUCUGAAAGAAAAAUCUCUCGCUUCUGAAAUGGAUUCCGUCAGGUCCUGGGUCAGAAAUGUUGGGGUGGUAGAUGCAAAUGUAGCUGCACAAAGCGGAGUAGCUUUGUCCAGAGCCCACUUCGAAAAACAACCACCUUCCAACUUGAGGAAAUCCAAUUUCUUUCAUUUUGUCCUGGCUCUCUACGACAGGCAGGGGCAGCCGGUGGAAAUAGAGAGGACCGCUUUUGUGGACUUCGUAGAAAAUGAUAAAGAGCAAGGCAAUGAAAAGACCAAUAACGGCACACACUACAAACUUCAACUCCUUUACAGCAAUGGUGUCAGAACUGAACAGGAUCUGUUUGUUAGGCUCAUCGAUUCAGUCACUAAACAGCCCAUCACUUAUGAAGGACAGAACAAGAAUCCAGAAAUGUGCAGAGUUCUGCUUACUCAUGAAGUCAUGUGCAGCCGGUGCUGUGAAAAGAAAAGUUGCGGCAACAGAAACGAGACUCCCUCGGAUCCUGUGAUCAUCGACAGAUUCUUCUUGAAAUUUUUCCUCAAGUGCAAUCAGAAUUGUUUGAAAACAGCAGGGAACCCCAGAGACAUGAGACGUUUCCAGGUUGUGUUAUCAACAACAGUGAAUGUUGAUGGACAUGUAUUGGCAGUGUCUGACAACAUGUUUGUUCAUAACAACUCUAAACAUGGACGGAGAGCAAGGAGACUUGACCCCUCAGAAGCCACACCAUGCAUCAAAGCUAUUAGCCCAAGUGAAGGCUGGACUACAGGGGGCGCAAUGGUGAUCAUUAUAGGAGACAAUUUCUUCGAUGGGCUACAAGUGGUAUUUGGGACCAUGCUUGUAUGGAGUGAGCUGAUCACACCUCACGCUAUUCGAGUCCAGACCCCUCCUCGUCACAUUCCUGGUGUAGUCGAAGUCACAUUAUCGUAUAAAUCCAAACAGUUCUGCAAAGGAGCCCCGGGCAGGUUUAUUUACACCGCUUUAAAUGAACCCACCAUCGAUUAUGGUUUCCAGAGACUGCAGAAGGUCAUCCCAAGGCAUCCCGGUGACCCAGAGAGACUAGCCAAGGAGAUGCUGUUGAAAAGAGCCGCUGACCUAGUUGAAGCACUGUAUGGAACGCCACAUAAUAACCAGGAUAUUAUUCUGAAGCGAGCUGCGGACAUAGCAGAAGCUUUGUACAGUGUCCCAAGGAAUCCCGGCCAGAUCCCUGCUUUGUCUAGUUCUCCAGCUCAUAGUAGCAUGAUGGGAAUCAACUCCUAUGGGAGCCAGUUAGGAGUCAGCAUCUCAGAGUCGACACAGGGGAACAACCAAGGUUACAUUCGUAAUACAAGCAGCAUCUCCCCUCGAGGUUACUCUUCCAGUUCAACACCUCAGCAGUCUAAUUAUAGCACCUCCAGUAAUAGCAUGAAUGGCUACAGCAAUGUCCCGAUGUCUAACCUGGGAGUUCCCAGCUCACCUGGAUUCAUUAAUGGCUCUCCAACAGGAUCUCCCUAUGGAAUAAUGUCUUCAAGUCCAACAGUUGGCUCUUCCAGCACUUCUUCCAUCCUUCCAUUCUCCUCCUCCGUCUUUCCUGCUGUCAAACAGAAGAGUGCCUUUGCCCCUGUCAUCAGACCUCAAGGGUCUCCUUCCCCUGCCUGCUCUAGUGGCAAUGGAAAUGGGUUUAGAGCCAUGACUGGUCUUGUCGUUCCCCCGAUGUAAAAGAAGAGGACAUUUUGCUUUUGUUUUGUUUUUCAUUUUUCUUUUACAGCACAAAACUACUUAUUGUGAUGGACCACUAAAAAGAAAAAAAAAAAAGCACUACAAGCUCUUUUUGGGGGGAAAGCCACACCCGGAAAAAAUAAAAAAACAACUGCUACAAAUCGGACAAGAUAGGAGUCUGGAUCUUUUGUAUGUUCCAUGUUUCUUAUGUAGCCAUGUCAACUCCUAAAACACUGCAAACAAAGAAUUAACCAAGAGCCAGGAUGGACAGCGGUUAGCAUGAUGGGGUCAGAAACAUAAGGUCUUUUUUGAUGGACAUGAAACCUUCCUAACGUUUGUAAAAUAUGAAAAGGAAAAAAAUUGGCAAAUGAUUCAAGCUUGAUAUUUUGGAUACUAUUUGUUUUACUUUGUAGGGGAAAAAAGUUGAAGUUUCUAUUUUCUAUGGAGCCUUUCAGAUACCAAUUUAGUUUAUGCAGGAAAAACAAACAAACAAACAAAACAGGGUACCAGCAUGGAAGAAUUUCUAGGACAAAUUGUCAUGAAUGAUGGAACUUUUGAUGUAUGUGUGUGUUUACUUAUAGUUUAAUCUCUUUAAACAAAUGUAAGAUGUUUUACAAUUAUUUAAAUAAACUUGUAACUUAUUGUAUGUAGAGGUAGCAAUUAAGACCUUUUUUGGACUUUUUCCUCCUGUUGUACAAUGAAGAAAAAAGAUGCAAAAAUGUAGUGACAAGUUUGAGACGUACUAUUAUUGCUGCCAUUGCUACUCCUCUCCCUCUGUUGAACUGUGUGCAAGGAUGUAUAGGAUUCUUUCCGAUUAACUCAUCACAAACUUUUAUACACAUUACAGUAUAUAUAUAAACCAGUAGUUAAUGUAAGAAUUUUAUCCACAUCUUUUCCCUCCUCCUCCAUCUUUUGCUUCACUUAAGAUUUUCAGGUACUGGGAUAAGGUGGUUAGUUUCAAAGACCCUGUUGGUAAAUGAAUGGCUUCUAAGGGCAUGUCUACACUUACCUCUGUAGCGAUCAAUCCAGCAGGGGUCGAUU
Messenger RNA from Gopherus evgoodei (Goodes thornscrub tortoise), 3204 nucleotides. RefSeq names its product EBF transcription factor 2 (gene EBF2). The record is from RefSeq and is a predicted model, not a curated record. Bases 436 to 2163 code for a protein of 575 amino acids. Gene Ontology annotation, molecular function: DNA-binding transcription factor activity, RNA polymerase II-specific; RNA polymerase II cis-regulatory region sequence-specific DNA binding. Gene Ontology annotation, biological process: regulation of transcription by RNA polymerase II. Lineage: Eukaryota; Metazoa; Chordata; Testudines; Testudinidae. The transcript is spliced from 16 exons.